AUAUACAUAUGUGUGUGUGUGUGUGUGUGUUUGGGUGUGUUUGGGUAGGUGGAAAAUGAUUCAGUUCCACCGGUUCUUAGUCUAUACUAGUGUGAUAUCUUGGGUUGUCUUGUUUUCAUCAAGAUCAAGAUGUUGUUUGGGUAGUGGUGGUGGGUUAAUCAGCUCACUCCCAGGUCAACCUGGCAAUAUUUCCUUUAAGCAGUUCUCAGGUUACAUAGUUACAGAUGCUGAACAUGGCAGAGCUCUCUUCUAUUAUUUUGUGGAAGCAGAUUCACCCCACCCUCUCUUACUUCCCUUAACAUUAUGGCUCAAUGGAGGCCCUGGUUGUUCUUCUCUUGGCUUUGGUGCAUUUAUGGAGCAUGGCCCAUUCCAGCCGAGGUCUGAUGGAGUCUUGCUGAAAAACAAAUAUUCCUGGAAUUUGGAAUCAAACAUGCUGUAUGUAGAGAGCCCCAUUGGAGUUGGGUUUUCUUACUCAAACACAAGCUCAGAUUACAUCAGUUGGAAUGAUACUCAAACUGCUCAGGACAAUCUGCAAUUCAUUAUUAACUGGUUCAAGGAAUUUCCAAGUUAUAGAGACUCUGAUUUAUAUUUGACUGGGGAGAGUUAUGCAGGUCACUACAUUCCACAGCUUGCAGCAUUAUUGCUAGACUACAACAAACAACCCAACAUCAAACCAGUCAAGCUCAAAGCAAUUGCAUUGGGUAACCCGCUUUUAGAUAUCGAAAUCAGUGUGAAUGAUGCUGAAUAUUUGUGGUCUCAUGGAGUCAUUUCAGAUGAAAUGCUUAUGCUGAAAAACACUGUGUGUAAUGAAUCAAAGUACUUGUUGGAGUUUAUUCAUCACAAUCUGUCAAAGGAAUGCACCAAUGUGUUUCAAAGAAUGAAAGAGGAGAUGGGUAGUGACACUGAUACCAGCGAUCUCCUCCUGCCCACUUGCUUGUUGCCUAGUGUAACUCAAUUUGCUCCCAAAGGUGUGCACAAUGAAUUACUUGCAAAGGUUGCUUCGACAACAAUAGUUGGUGAUCCAUGCCUCAGUGAUAGAGUAUUCAUCUACCUUAACAAACCGCAAGUACAAGAAGCUUUACAGGCCAACACCACUCACCUCCCAUACUCUUGGAGUUUUUGUUCAGGCCCAGUGAGUCAAGCUUAUCAGAGAGAGAAUUUUGCAAUCAAUAUUUUGCCUCUCUUGUCGAGACUUCUCAGAGAUCAAAUCCCUGUCCUGCUUUAUAGUGGAGAUCAAGAUUCAAAAAUACCGCUCACGCAAACUCGAAUCAUCGCCAACAUGCUUGCUCGACAGUUGAAGCUUGUUACCUUUGGUAGGUAUUCUCCUUGGUAUGACAACAUGCAGGUGGCCGGAUGGAGUCAAUCAUUUGGGGUAUCAAGGAAGGGGGAAAAUGUUACCUAUUUGACAUUUGCAACAGUUAGAGGAGCAGCACAUGAAGUGCCCUUCACUUCCCCCUCUCAAGCCCUCACACUUUUCCGAGCAUUCCUCCAGGGAUCCCCUUUGCCCAAGUCUUGAAAAUCCUAAACCCAUCAUGGUUGAAUUGGUGUGGCUCUAUUUUUCAUUCAACAUUUGGGGACCUUUUGCUUGGAACCCCAACUUAUAGAGUGAAAUUUGUGUUGUGUUUGGAACAGUCCUGGACUCUGGACAUUUGUAAUAGAGAAAGUCUCUUGGUGCUUGUCCUAUGCAGCAAGACACCAACAAAUAAUUGCUCAUCUUUUUUAUGUUACAAUGAUUUGGUAUUUUUCUUCAUU
This is a messenger RNA of Camellia sinensis, 1752 nucleotides long. Its product is annotated as serine carboxypeptidase-like 45. Gene Ontology annotation, biological process: proteolysis. Gene Ontology annotation, molecular function: serine-type carboxypeptidase activity. The record is from RefSeq and is a predicted model, not a curated record. Gene Ontology annotation, cellular component: vacuole. Lineage: Eukaryota; Viridiplantae; Streptophyta; Magnoliopsida; Ericales; Theaceae.